AUGUCUAAUAAUGAAUAUCAUCUCGUUUGGGAGGAUUCAUUCUCACAUGACGGGCCAGUCGAUCGAAACAAAUGGGAUUUUGACACCGGUACAGGAGGCAAUGGCUGGGGUAACCAAGAAGCACAAUAUUAUACAGAUAGAAUUGAAAAUGCCCGAUAUCAACGUCAACGAUUAAUCAUCGAAGCACGUCGUGAAGAUUACGGUGGCCAGCGUUUCACAUCAGCUCGACUCAAGUCCAAGAGUGCAUGGACCUAUGGACGUCUUCAAGCAAAAGCAAAAUUACCAAGUGGCAGAGGCUUAUGGCCAGCCAUUUGGAUGCUUCCUCAAGCACAAUCCUAUGGCAAUGCCUACUGGCCGGAUAAUGGAGAGAUCGAUCUUAUGGAACAAGUGGGUUUCGACUCAAACCGAAUCGUAUCGAGCGUGCAUACGGCAGCAUUCAAUCAUAUGAAAAAUUCACAGCCAACAAAUGGUGUUCAGGUUCAUGAUGCUUGCAAUAAUUUCAAGAUCUACACUCUGGAUUGGACUUCUGAUAAACUAGAAAUGUUCGUCGGUGAUGACAAUAAUCCAUUUUUUCAGAGAGUUCUCAUUUGGGAACGGAAAGGACAAAAUUGGGAAGGCUGGCCUUUUGAUAAGAACUUCUUCAUUCUUCUUAAUAUUGCUGUUGGAGGAUCAUGGGGUGGACAGAAAGGUAUCGAUGAAGGUAUUUUUCCAAAAACCAUGGAAAUUGAAUGGAUUCGAUUCUAUCAAUGUACUAGUAAAGCACCUGUAAUCGACCCCCCUCACAGUACCACGCGAGUUAUUGGCAUUCGCUCUAGUGCAAACGGUAAAUUUAUUUGUGCCGAAAAUGGAGGAAAUAGUCCGUUAAUUGCAAAUCGCGAUACUGUCUCUGGUUGGGAAACCUUUGAUCUUAUCAUUCUUGAUGGAAACAAUGUUGCUCUAAAAUCACAUGCUAAUGGGCAAUAUGUCUGUGCCGAAAAUUCAGGUGAUGGUCCUUUGAUCGCCAACCGAUCUCAAGUCAGUUCUUGGGAAACAUUUACACUCGUUAAUCGUGGCGAUGGAAAAGUGGCUUUAGUUGCUGUCAAUGGAAAAUAUGUCUGCGCUGAUAAUUUCGGUAACAGCGAAUUAGUUGCUAAUCGGACCAGUGUUGAGAGUUGGGAAACGUUCGAUCUCGUGCCACAAUGA
This is a messenger RNA of Rotaria socialis, 1182 nucleotides long. NCBI's taxonomy places the organism in Eukaryota, Metazoa, Rotifera, Eurotatoria, Philodinida, Philodinidae. The record is from the annotation of a GenBank genome assembly.